GCGAAAUAUUAAUAUCUUUUAUCUUUCUAAUUUGUGCUUGAAAUUCUGGUUCGUCGUUGAUGUCCAAAUUGAUAAAAAUACAAAAUAAUUUAUUAGGUAUUUGAAAACCAUGGCUGAUGCUGCAGCAGCUCGACGUGAAGCCAGGAGACGAAGGAUAUUAGAGAAUUCUCAGAACAGACUUCAAUUUAUAUCGGGGAAAAGCAGCACUGAGUGCGUCAAAGAGGUACCAAGCAAAAGUCCUAUUCCUGAUUUUCCUGAUCUAAGCAUUGAGAGUUCUGGGCCAUCAGAGUGCAGCAGCAGUUUCUUUCCACCAUCUAUUAACAACGGAAUGGUUAUGUCGGAAGCGGAUUCAUCUGAAUUUUCUUUACAAUCCCAGGACUUCGUGGCGGCCGGUGACCGACAGAUAAUGAAUGAUUCGACAGGUUUCAUAUCGCCGCCGCCUGAACUUGAAAAAGUGUCCACAUUUGAAAAGAUCAUUAAGUACAAAUAUGAUAUUGUAAUACUGUCUUUGCUAAUUCAGCUGUUAUACAGUCUGCCUUUAUUUACAUUCAAUGAUGGUUAUUUUUUUCUUCCUCUUAUAAUUUAUGUAGUCACAAAAUUGAUUUGGUUCCCAGUAAAUAACAAAUCGAAUAUAGCAAAUGCGUUGAUGUUACUUAAUGGUAUAUCAGCUCAAAGAGUACAAAAAUUAUUAAGCGUUUCACAAUGGGUAGGUGUGAUAUCACAAGACAUCUGUGUGUAUCUAUUUACUACAAUUUGCAUACAAUCUGCUCUAACUAUGUUGAAAGACACUUGGGGUACAUAGUAGCAGCUUCUUUUCUACCUUUUUUACUUGAAGGCUUUUGACUGACCAGUUUUAAUACUAGCCAGCUAGCAUUACAAGAGUUCCAUAGUUUGAUUGCCUGUGCCUUUUGUAAGUAAGAAUUGUGACAUGUGUGCGUUUUAGCCACAUAAUGCCAUUUUAGUUUUAAAUUGGGGAGUGUGUAAAUAGCAUUGGGAAAAUUUUAAUUUACCUAUAGUCAAAUUAUGUAGCUCAAGAAAGAAAUUAUACAUAGCCUGCAAUUCAAUCUAUUUAAUUAUAUGAAUUAUAGGAGAGACUAAUCUCAUCUUCACCCUAUGCAUUUAAAUGUAUUUAUGAUUUUAGCAAGAUGAACACUUCUAUUACUGUUGAGUGGAUCAAAAGUCACGCCAAAUUAAUAUUUAAUACUUAUAAUAAGCUCAUAAUUUUUACAAUUUCUCAUCAUUGCAUAAUUGGUACCUCCAAGACAAUGGAGUUACAUGUAAUAUAGGGAAUAUGCAAUUUUAAACCGCAAUGUUGGACUUAUAACCAUUGUUGUAAUAUUUAGCCAUUACUUCAUAUAUUUUUCAAUCUUGAAUUUGAAGUGGUUGACCAAUUUGGAAUACAUAUAAAACAAUAACAAAGUCAUUUUGUAUUAUUUUGUAUCUCCAAUAUAAUUAUGCAAAUUGUUAAUACAAAAAGUAAUUUAUAGGUAUUUUCUAAGUCACUUGCAUGUUCCCUAAUUUGCCUACAUUGCAAUCAGUUCUAUAGAAAAAUUGCUUCAUGUUUCAGUUAUGGCAUGUUAUAUUUUUUGAUAAUAAAAAG
This is a messenger RNA of Hyposmocoma kahamanoa, 1600 nucleotides long. RefSeq lists its product as uncharacterized. Gene Ontology annotation, cellular component: GET complex. Gene Ontology annotation, biological process: tail-anchored membrane protein insertion into ER membrane. The record is from RefSeq and is a predicted model, not a curated record. NCBI's taxonomy places the organism in Eukaryota, Metazoa, Arthropoda, Insecta, Lepidoptera, Cosmopterigidae. The transcript is spliced from 2 exons. The coding region runs from base 110 to 802 and encodes 230 amino acids.